AGGAGCCCUCACUCGCUCUAAGUCCAAUUAGGAACGUCGCGUCAAGUGUCGAUCGAGGGUACCGUGGAUUCGACGGAUUUUACGGAAACGACUCAGUGCAAUUACCGGGGCGGGUUCGGGCAUGUGCCGAAAGGAGUUAUCAUCUUCCGUGACGACUGGGGGGGGUCCCAUCUCCACCUGGGAGGUUUUGGGAGCGAGCUUGGCUCCUUUAGCUGUCCAUCUGAACCUCCGCAGCGAACGGCGUCUCUCUAGUCUCAACCAAGCUUUAUAAGAGGGCAAUAGUCCCCCUGGAGACGGCUCAGAAUGCGACCUCCAUGCGAUGGUCCCAAUGGUUCUAGCGCUAGAGGAAAACCCUAGAAACGCCACCGAAGCUUGUUAUUGGCAUGAAAAUCCCUAUCGGCCGGUUGAUAGUGACUACUGCUGCUGGCUGGGGCCUCGGUUGGGGGUACUGGACCAUCGUGAGCUAUGUUGAGGGCAUCAGACAACUACAAGCGGUGAUGGUUUCGAUUUCUCGGCAUCAGAAUCACUCGCUGCCUUAGAAAAAGAGGCUAUCUCAGUAGCUGUCUUGGCAAAGGGUCAGGGUUCACGUCGUUUCGUACUUUUUGCCUUUUUGACUUUUUCUCAUUUAUUUUCUUUGUUCGUUGACCUUGUCUAGUGUGUGGGCUUAUGCAAAAUAAGACCAGAAUAAUAUAGAAUAAUAGUAAUCCUCCUGCCAGGCCCACGUGGGGCGACCAAUGCCAGUCGGAAGCCGGCAAGCGAGUCAGAAAGUG
Messenger RNA from Aspergillus costaricaensis CBS 115574, 770 nucleotides. RefSeq lists its product as uncharacterized. The transcript has a single exon. Bases 384 to 539 code for a protein of 51 amino acids. NCBI's taxonomy places the organism in Eukaryota, Fungi, Ascomycota, Eurotiomycetes, Eurotiales, Aspergillaceae. The record is from RefSeq and is a predicted model, not a curated record.